UCUUCUUCCUCCUCCAGCUCUUUGCAUGGGCAAUAUCUUCCUGAUUCCUCGUCGUAUUGUGCGACCCCUCCCCCGAAUGUCGUCUCUCCUUAUGAAUCCCUCCCGUAUAUGAUUGACACUUAAAAGAACGGAAACUGUGUUCACAACGUGGGGGUUGAGCAACCUGUAGUUUUUGUUUAUUGUCGAGUCAUUUUACGGCAUUUGUUUUUCUGCAAGAAGGAACGUUUUUCAUCUCCUCGGGGGAUUCACCCCCACCUCUCUUUUUUUCUCUGAAUCUGUGAAGCGUCCUCCUCCUGAGGUAGUGGAGUUGUAGCCUACCGUUGUAGCAAGUGUCGCCUCUGUCCAACACUCGGCAGCAUGCUAGAUCCGUCUUCCAGCGAGGAGGAAGGGGAUGAGAUCCCGGAGGUAGAGCGCAAAGAGGCGGCUCCCCCAAAGAGCACCAAAGGAGCACGGCCGCCACCGAGCCGAGACACCGACGGUCACGGUGGUUCGGGGGGGCUUCAGCCACGGGGCCGAGCGAGCAGUGGCGGCCGAGCCUCGAGCCCCAGCCCAUCGGUGGGAAGCGACAAGGAGAAGGAGGAUAUUGAGAAGAUGCAGAGAGACGAAGAGGAGAGAAAAAAGAGACUCCAGCUGUAUGUGUUUGUGAUGCGUUGUAUCGCAUAUCCGUUUAACGCAAAGCAACCCACUGACAUGGCCAGAAGGCAACAGAAGAUCAGUAAGCAACAGCUGCAGACAGUAAAAGAGCGUUUUCAAGCCUUUCUCAAUGGAGAAACACAAAUUGUAGCAGAUGAGGCCUUCAUCAAUGCAGUUCAGAGUUACUAUGAGGUCUUCCUGAAAAGUGACCGAGUUUCUCGAAUGGUCCAGAGUGGGGGCUGCUCAGCCAGUGACUCUCGAGAAGUUUUUAAAAAGCAUAUUGAGAAGCGUGUGCGAAGCUUACCAGAAAUUGAUGGCUUGAGUAAAGAAACUGUGCUCAGUUCAUGGAUAGCCAAGUUUGACACCAUCUACCGUGGUGAAGAGGACCCUAGGAAGCAUCAACAGAGAAUGACUGCCAGUGCUGCCUCUGAACUGAUACUCAGCAAAGACCAGUUAUAUGAGAUGUUUCAACAAAUUUUAGGUAUCAAGAAGUUUGAGCACCAGCUCCUAUAUAAUGCCUGCCAGCUGGACAACCCAGAUGAACAGGCAGCCCAGAUCAGAAGAGAGUUGGAUGGACGAUUGCAAAUGGCAGACCAGAUCACCCGUCUCGGCGGAAGGUUCCCUCGGUUUUCCUCGAGGGAGAUGGAGGCUAUGUUCAUUGAAGAGCUACGGUCAUCAGUCAACCUGCUGAUGGCCAACCUGGAGAGCAUGCCAGUCUCGAAAGGUGGAGAAUUUAAAUUGCAGAAACUAAAGCGAGGUCACAACGCAUCUAUCAUGGACAUGGGGCAGGAGGAUGAGAAUACUCUUUCCAAAUCAGAUGUGGUGCUUUCGUUUACCUUGGAGGUGGUUAUCAUGGAAGUGCAGGGUCUUAAGUCGUUGGCUCCUAACAGAAUCGUGUACUGCACUAUGGAGGUAGAGGGUGGGCACAAACUGCAGACAGACCAGGCUGAGGCAUCUAAACCCACCUGGGGUACCCAAGGAGAUUUCACAACAACACAGCCCUUACCUGCUGUCAAAGUGAAGCUUUUUACUGAAAGCACCGGAGUGUUGGCCCUGGAAGACAAAGAGCUUGGAAGGGUUGUGCUCCAUCCAACUCCUAACAGUCCUAAGCAGUCUGAGCUGCAUAAAAUGUUAGUUUCCAAAGGCUGUCCAGACAAUGACCUUAAGAUCAGGUUGGCCAUUCGCAUGGAUAAACCCCAGAACAUGAAGCAUUGUGGGUACUUAUGGGCUAUUGGCAAAAAUGUAUGGAAAAGAUGGAAGAAACGAUUCUUUGUUCUAGUUCAGGUGAGUCAGUACACAUUUGCGAUGUGCAGCUACAGAGAAAAGAAAGCGGAACCGGUGGAACUACUUCAAUUGGAUGGCUAUACAGUGGACUACACCGACCCCCAGCCAGGUCUGGAUGGUGGUCGGACGUUCUUUAAUGCUGUGAAAGAAGGCGACACUGUCAUUUUUGCAAGUGAUGAUGAGCAGGACCGGAUUCUAUGGGUGCAGGCCAUGUAUCGCGCCACAGGCCAAUCCCACAAACCAAUCCCCCCCACGCAAGUACAGAAACUAAACUCUCGAGGGGGCACAGCGCCGCAGCUUGACGCACCAAUAUCGCAGUUCUAUGCUGAUCGAGCCCAGAAGCAUGGCAUGGAUGAGUUCAUUUCAGCCAAUCCUUGUAACUUUGAUCAUGCCUCCCUCUUUGAAUUGGUCCAGCGCCUCACUUUGGAUCACCGACUCAAUGACUCUUACUCCUGUCUGGGCUGGUUUAGCCCUGGUCAAGUAUUUGUCUUAGAUGAAUACUGCGCUCGCUACGGGGUUCGAGGCUGUCAUCGCCACUUGUGUUACCUGGGUGACCUACUGGAGAGGGCGGAGAAUGGAGCCAUGAUUGACCCAACCCUGUUACACUACAGCUAUGCUUUCUGUGCUUCCCAUGUCCAUGGAAAUAGUCAGCGUGUGUCAGAGUUGUUAAACUGGCCAGUAUCAGAGGCAGAACUACAGCAAGUGCUUUUCCCCUCUUCCCCUGAGCCUUCUCCCCAAAGCAUUAGGAAAGAACUCAAAAUAAUAGAGUUCAUGAAGAAAAGGGAUCUCAGGUCCCCCUUUUUCUCAGGACCAAAAAGACCGGAUGGAAUUGGUACUGUAACUGUGGAGGAAAAAGAGCGUUUUGAGGAGAUCAAAGAAAGGCUUCGAGUGCUAUUGGAAAACCAGAUUACUCAUUUCAGGUACUGCUUUCCAUUUGGACGACCAGAGGGUGCACUGAAAGCGACUCUAUCUUUGCUUGAAAGGGUUUUGAUGAAAGAUGUUGUCACCCAAGUUCCACAAGAGGAGGUAAAAUCUGUAAUUCGUAAGUGUCUGGAGCAAGCAGCUCUGGUCAAUUACCAGCGCCUGUCCGAGUAUGCUAAACUGGAAGGGAAAAAGAGAGAGAUGUAUGAGCAUCCAGUCUUCUGCUUGGCGUCUCAAGUGAUGGAUUUAACCAUUCAGAAUGUUGGCCGAUUAGUUACUCCUGCAAAAAAACUGGAGGACACCAUUCGCUUGGCGGAGCUUGUCAUUGAGGUACUACAGCAGAAUGAGGAGCAUCAUGCUGAGGCAUUUGCAUGGUGGUCAGACCUGAUGGUGGAGCACGCUGAGACCUUCCUGUGUCUCUACUCAACUGACAUGGAUGCAGCUCUUGAGGUGCAGCCCCCUGACAGCUGGGACAGUUUUCCGCUCUUUCAACUACUCAAUGACUUCCUGAGGAUGGACUAUAACCUUUGCAAUGGGAAGUUUCACAAACACCUGCAAGACCUGUAUGCCCCCCUGGUGGUGCGUUACGUGGACCUAAUGGAGUCCUCUAUUGCUCAAUCCAUUCAUAGAGGCUUUGAAAGGGAAUCUUGGGAACCUGUCAAGAGUAUAGCUAGUACUCUGCCAAAUGUCAGUCUUCAAAUGCCCAAAGUACCAAAUAUAACAGUGCCAAGUGUUAAAGUAGCACAAAUGCCCAGCUUUUCUCCGCCCAACUGGAUGACUUCAAAUGAUGAUUCAGACAAUGGCUCUGGGACAUCAGAAGAUCUCUUUUGGAAAUUGGAUGCUCUGCAAACUUUCAUCCGAGAUCUCCACUGGCCAGAAGAAGAGUUUGGCAAACAUCUAGAAACCAGACUGAAACUGAUGUCAAGUGAUAUGAUUGAAUCAUGUAUAAAAAGAACACGUGCAGCAUUUGAGGCCAAGCUUCAGCGGAGCAGCCGGGCAACAGACUUCCGAGUGCCGCAGUCUAUCUGUACCAUGUUUAACGUCAUGGUGGAUGCUAAGGUCCAAUCUGCCAAGCUGUGUGCAAUGGACCUGGAUCAAGAGUUUGUUAGAGACUGGAGACAAUACCAUUCCCAAAUUGACAACCUUAUUGAGGAAACAGUGAAGGAGAUGAUAACCCUGCUAGUAGCAAAGUUUGUGGUUAUUCUGGAGAGUGUCUUAGCAAAACUCUCCAGAUAUGAUGAAGGAACGCUCUUUUCUUCUUUUCUCUCUUUCACAGUGAAAGCUGCCUCAAAAUAUGUGGAUGUACCUAAGCCGGGAAUGGAUGUGGCAGACGGUUAUGUGACUUUUGUUCGACACUCCCAAGACAUGCUGCGGGAGAAAGUUAAUGAGGAAGUGUACGUCGAAAGAUUGUUUGACCAAUGGUACACCAGCACCAUGAACCUGGUCGGGACUUGGCUUACUGACCGCAUGGACCUGCAACUCCAUGUCUAUCAGUUGAAGAUUCUAAUCAGAAUUGUCAAGAAAAAGUACCGUGACUUCCGUCUUCAAGGGGUUCUUGACUCCACAUUAAACAGUAAGAUGUAUGAGACUGUCCGAAAUCGUCUGACCUUAGAAGAAGCCACUGCCUCGGUGAGGGAGGGAGGGAUGCAAGGCAUUUCCAUGAAGGACAGUGAUGAAGAGGGCAGUGAUAACUAAAAUCAAGACGACAACAAGAAUGUCACAGCGGUUCAGCAAUAUGCUGCCUAAGAACACACACAGCCUUCCUGAGGUCAAAACACAUUGGCCCAACAAUUGACAUCACUUGCUUUGUGGGCUUUUUGUUCUCUGUUCCUGUAAGAUUGUGUUUACAAUACGUCAGAAUUAAUACUAAUGAAAUGCAAUUCAAUAUGUACUUAUAGAAGUCCUUGUGCAGGCUUAACAUUAAAUUCGCCACUACAACAAAAUAUUGAUAACCAGUCAUUUGAAAUAAUAGUAGUACCUCAUGAAUGGACACCACAAGGCAACUCAAUACAAGCUGACUGGGAAAUACUAUGUUAUGUUCAGGAGUAUUGAAGUGUUGUGUCAGUUUCUAAUGUCAAAUCUAUUAUGAAAUUGUCAUUGAUUAAUGUUGUUAUUGUGUCACUGAAAAUGGCACUAGUUUAAAAAAAAAAAAACAUUGGUACUGGCAAAUGUUUAACAUCAUGACUACAGGAAAUUUGAGAUAUUAUAUGUUUAAUCGUAUUUCUAGUUUUGUGUACUUUAAACUUCCAGAUGUUCUCAUGCAAUAUGUUCUAACAUUUUCCUUUCUUUCUCAUUGUGUCACUGUCUUUCUCUCACUGAGCAGCAAAGGCAUCUAUUGCAUGUUGUGUUCUUUUAGAGGGGAUGUGAGAAUUAUGUCAGUUUUUGUUGUAUCAAAUCCACAUCAUUCAUCAAUUUAAACAAUAUUCUACUUUCUGACAAAUUUUAUGCUGUUGGACAUUUUAUCAAAACACACUGAAACAUCUUUGCUGACACAAGUCUUGUUCACUUCCUGUAUGUAUUCUCGCAAGCUUCCUCUUUAAUCUCCAAACAGCCUUUUACUGAGGUUCAAACUUAGGCUGCAACAAUUAUACUGUAUAUUAGACUGUUCUCUAUUCCAACUCUCAUGGCCAGCCUCCUAAGAGCAGAAUUAACCAUGAAGCAUGCUGCACAAAAAACAGGAAUCAAAGACCGACUCUUUCAUUCCGGUUACUACCUACAUGACAGAAUUUCUAGACGGGGAUGAGAAAUUGUUGGGGAAAGGCAACUGAUUAAAUAACAUCAAUUGAUUAUGGGGGAAAAAAAGAAAUCAUGAAAUUACUAAUUGUUUUGAUACAUAGAACAGUACUCCCAUAGCGGAAAUCUGCGUGAGUGUAGCACCUGAUACCACACCUGGUGUAAUUUUAGUUUUUCGUUGUUUUUUUUUUUUUUCUUCUCUCUAUUACAAUUUAGUUGAGACGGCAACCUGCGAUAGAGUAAAUCACAACAUUUUGCCUUAUAUGCACAGAUAGAUGAUAAAUCGAUCAAUAAUUAAAAGGAUUUCGGUAUUGCCAUCCCUUAAUCAGCGAACUCAUUAUAACCCCCAAAUACCAUAUAGUCCGUGUCCACUCAGGUAGCUCCG
Molecule: messenger RNA, 5956 nt
Organism: Corythoichthys intestinalis (scribbled pipefish)
Lineage: Eukaryota; Metazoa; Chordata; Actinopteri; Syngnathiformes; Syngnathidae
Gene: cadpsa
Product: Ca2+-dependent activator protein for secretion a
Exons: 31
Coding region: 358-4533 (1391 amino acids)
Biological process (GO): synaptic vesicle exocytosis; dense core granule exocytosis; positive regulation of exocytosis
Cellular component (GO): glutamatergic synapse
Source: RefSeq, a predicted model, not a curated record